Messenger RNA from Sitophilus oryzae (rice weevil), 2413 nucleotides. Its product is annotated as probable ATP-dependent RNA helicase DDX43. The record is from RefSeq and is a predicted model, not a curated record. NCBI's taxonomy places the organism in Eukaryota, Metazoa, Arthropoda, Insecta, Coleoptera, Curculionidae. The transcript has 12 exons. The coding region runs from base 209 to 2203 and encodes 664 amino acids. Gene Ontology annotation, molecular function: ATP binding; RNA helicase activity; RNA binding.
CUGACCAAUCACUUUAACAGUUUGGCCAACAUAAGAAUUAUUUCUUUCUCCCUGACAGGAAAUUGGAAAAAUGCAUCUUUGAUUUUUCACCUCAUUUUCGUGAAAUAUAAUUAAAACUGUUUGGGUUUAACAGUAUUUAUACGUGUUAAAUUAUUACACAUUAAGUAAUAAAUUUAAAUUCAUAUAAAAGUUUUUAAAUUAUUGAGUUAUGUAUGCCGAAGACUGGAAUGAUGAACCGGUAGUUGUUCAACAACCUCUUACAGAAUGGACGGGCAACACUUCAGUAUUCACUAAUUCGCGAAACAGCGGAUCGCACAACGACAGAUUCAGAAAUCAAAGGGGUGGCAGAUCAAAUGAACGAGGCAAUUGGAGAGGAGGUAACAACCAAAACCGAGAUGAUCGACGCAGCGGAGGUGGCGGCGGCGAUAGUUUUGAGGCCAUCACAGUUCCUUCAAGAUUUGUUGGAAAAAUCAUAGGAAAAGGAGGAAGUAAAAUCAAUGAACUUCAAAGCCAGUCAGGGGCUCGAAUUCAAGUGACAAAAGACACUGAGGAUGACAACACUCUUGUGAAAAUUUUUGGCAGUAAGGACACAAUUCAGAAAGCCAAAGAUUUGAUUAAUGAAACUAUCGAAGAGAUCUCUGUUCCGAGAAGAUCAGAGUAUCGGCCUCCAGAAAGCACUUUUGCUGGACCCGAAUCUUCCAGUUAUUCUGCACAAGCGCCCUCUGAACCAGCAGCACCGGCGCCACUUGUUAAUUGGUUUGAGAAUUUGGCAGACUGCAAAGCUCAAGAAGACGAGUAUUGGAGCAAGUUUCCAGCGAUUAUUAAGAAUUUCUAUCAGGAACAUCCCAAUGUGACAGCAUUGACUGAUGCACAAGUUGAAGCUAUACGGGAGAGCAAUAAUAAUAUUGUUGUUGACAGAGUGUUUGGAAAUGAAGAAAGCAAGCCAAUUCCCAAACCAGUCAGCACCUUUGAACAAGCAUUUUUCAAUUAUCCGGAAAUUUUGGAUGAAAUUACCAAGGCUGGAUUUGAAAAACCGUCACCUAUACAGUGUCAAGCUUGGCCAGUGUUACUGUCUGGCGAGGAUCUGAUUGGUAUUGCACAGACCGGAUCAGGAAAAACUUUGGCUUUUCUUUUACCAGCUUUUAUCCAUAUUGACGGUCAGACCACGCCAAAGGAAGAAAGAAAGGGUCCGGCAGUGCUUAUUGUGGCGCCUACAAGAGAACUGGCACUGCAAAUCGACAAAGAAAUUAAAAAGUACCACUAUAGAGGUAUUUCAUCGUGUUGUGUUUAUGGAGGUGGGGAUCGUAAGCUACAAAUCAGUGCACUAAGAAAGGGUGUCGAUAUAGUGAUUGCCACUCCAGGAAGAAUGAAUGAUCUACAUACGUCAGGUGAUUUAUAUGUUGAAAAUAUAACAUAUGUGGUUCUGGAUGAGGCCGACAGGAUGUUGGACAUGGGUUUCGAAGCGCAAAUUAGACGGGUUAUGUAUUCAAUCAGGCCAAACAGGCAGAGUAUCAUGACCAGCGCUACAUGGCCACCAGGUGUUAGAAGGCUGGCAACUAGUUACAUGAACGACCCCAUCCAAGUCUAUGUAGGUUCGUUAGAUCUGGCCGCAACACACAGUGUUACUCAAGUGAUUCAAAUUUUAGACGAACGUGAAAAACAACAAGCGUUCUUCGAAUUUAUUGAUAAUUUGGGUCCAGACGACAAAGUAAUCGUUUUCUGUGGCACCAAAGCAGGCACUGACAAUCUCGCGGUAGAAUGCGCUAUGAGAGGCGUUUCUUGUACCUCUAUACACAGCAACAGAGACCAAGUCGAUAGGGAACAGGCUAUAGCCGAUAUCACUGAUGGAACAGCUAAAAUCCUGAUUGCCACCGAUGUAGCUUCCAGGGGACUGGACAUAGAGGACGUUACGCAUGUUCUGAACUACGAUUUUCCGAAAAAUAUCGAAGAAUACGUGCACAGAGUGGGCAGGACAGGCAGGGCGGGAAAAACUGGAGAGUCUAUCAGUUAUUUGACCAGAAAAGAUUGGGCCAACGCUGCGGAACUUAUAAAAAUCUUAGAAGAAGCUGAACAGUAUGUCCCUGAAGAACUCCACGGUAUGGUCGAAAGGUACGAAGCAAUGAAAGAGAAAAGGAGUCAGCAACCAGGCGGAGGCCGCGGCGGUGGCGGUGGUGGAAGAUUCAACAACCGAAAUCGUUGGUAGGAAAAAAGUUAUUCGCAUUUAGCCACAGAAUACCUAUUAUUCCUCAUAUUCUGUGAUCUAUAGGUAUCGAUUCUCCCCUUUGUUUUUGUUUACAAUUCUUAGCAAGAAUAAUAUAUAUUUUAGUUUAUGUAUACAUUUAUAUUAGCAUGAAUUGUAUAUGUUAUAAUUUCAUGGUGUAAUUUAUUUUUUAUAAUAAAUAAUUCACUAAUU